Molecule: messenger RNA, 1796 nt
Organism: Hevea brasiliensis (rubber tree)
Lineage: Eukaryota; Viridiplantae; Streptophyta; Magnoliopsida; Malpighiales; Euphorbiaceae
Product: cytochrome P450 81Q32-like
Exons: 2
Coding region: 118-1614 (498 amino acids)
Molecular function (GO): oxidoreductase activity, acting on paired donors, with incorporation or reduction of molecular oxygen; iron ion binding; heme binding
Source: RefSeq, a predicted model, not a curated record
UCCGGUUUGAAUUGCAAUAGGAGCAAUUUUUUUUUUUUUUUUUAAAAGCGUUACUACUUGACAAUAUAUAUUUGCAUUAAGACUGGAACUGAAAUUCACAAUCAAAAACAUACAAGAAUGGAAGAAGCAAUGCUCUACGCAAUUGUCAUCACUUUGAUUCUAGUUGUGGCUUUGAAGUUGAUGCUACAAACAAGAAGACAGCGCCGAAACCUUCCACCAAGUCCACCUUCUCUUCCAAUCAUAGGCCAUCUCCAUCUCCUGAAACAACCCAUCCAUCAAUCUCUCAACAAUCUCUCCCAAAAGUAUGGUCCCAUCAUGUCUCUCCGCCUUGGUUCACGUCCUGCAAUAGUCGUCUCAUCACCGUCAGCUGUCGAAGAAUGCUUCACCAAGAACGAUAUUGUUCUCGCCAACCGCCCUGAUUUCUCCAUGGGCAGGUACUUAAACUACAACAACACCACUCUUGGUGCUGCAAGAUACGGCGAUCAUUGGCGCAACCUCCGUAGAGUAUGCACCGUUGAAAUCCUAUCAUCCGCUCGUCUCAACCAGUUUCGAAGCAUCCGAAAUGAAGAAGUCAAUGCAUUACUUGGUAGACUUCAUCGAGUUUCUUCCCAGGGCUUUGCCAAGGUAGAGUUGAGAUCACUCUUUUUCGACCUGACUGCUAACAUAAUAAUGAGAAUGAUUGCUGGGAAGCGUUACUAUGGCGAAGAAGUGAAAGAAUCAUGCAGAGAGGAGGCGGACAAGUUUAGGGAGAUAAUAGAGAAGUUCUUUGCAUAUAUUGAGGUUACACCUCUAGGUGAUUUGUUUCCUAUCCUACAGUGGAUUGAUUAUUAUGGAUUUAUAAAGAAGCUGGUUAGGCUUGGCGAAAAGAUUGACUCAUUCUUGCAAGAACUGAUUGAAGAGCAUCGAGUUGAUAAGGAUAGAAAUACGAUGAUAAAUCACUUGCUUGCUCUACAGGAAUCUCAGCCACAAUACUAUACAGAUGAAAUAAUCAAAGGCCUGAUUCUGGUUACGUUGGCUGGUGGAACAGAAACCUCAUCUACGGCUUUAGAAUGGGCAAUGUCAAAUUUGCUCAACAAUCCAAAUGUUUUAAAGAAGGCUAAAGAAGAGAUAAACACUCAGAUUGGUGAAGAACGAUUGAUAGAUGAAUCAGAUUUGCCAAAACUAAACUAUCUUCAAAGCAUCAUCUCAGAGAACUUGAGAUUGUGUCCAGUUGCUCCACUCCUAGUGCCACACUUGUCAUCUGAUGAUUGCACCAUUGGGGGAUUCCAUGUGCCCUCCAAUACAAUAGUAUUUGUAAACGUUUGGGCCAUUCAAAGAGAUCAUAACUUGUGGGACGACCCAACAAGUUUUAAGCCAGAGAGAUUUGAGAAUGGGAAGGCAGAAGCAUUCCAGUUCUUGCCUUUUGGGUUGGGAAGGAGAGCUUGUCCUGGAGAAGGCUUGGCAAAUAGAACAAUGGGCUUGACUUUGGGUUCGUUGAUUCAAUGCUUUGAAUGGGAAAGGGUUGAUGGUAAGGAGAUUGAUAUGGCUGAGAAGACAAGAAUCACUAUGUCCAAAGUUAAACCCUUGGAGGUCUUGUGUUCAUCUCGUCCAAUUCUUCCCAAGGUUCUCUCUUAAGCUGCCACAAGAAAGGUAGAUGCAUUGUGCUUUUCAAGUCAACCCGUUAGUAGUAACAUAAAUCCUCUUCCAUAUGAAUGCCAUAAAAUCCCUCAUCCUAUUCAAUAAAAUUCAAACAUGAAAUUUCUUGGUAGAUAUCCUAUGCAUUUAUAUAUGGUUGUAUAGUUACUACUAGAGAUUUA